AUGCCGUGCCUUCGGGGCAUUGAGGUGUCCCUAACCACCAAACCCGAAGACGAGCAGAUACCCGAAUAUCCGCACCCAGAAGGCACAUCGGUUCGGCUUCUGGGCGUACCAUCGUCUUGUUCGAAUGGCCAGCUAUCGCAACCCAAGGCUGGCCCGACAGUGGCAGUUUACAUACCCGUGAAUACCACGCCAGCUACUCCUUGCAAGUACAUUUUCUUUCGGCUAUACAUGAACGCUCGACCCAUCGCUGCAUGGGGCAUUGAUCCGACCGUCCGUCCGAAAGGAAAGGUUGUCAAGUCGCUGUGGUCGCCCUGUAGGCUUUAUACCGACCGGAUCGGGCUCGAAGGCCGUAAUUUUGUGUUUUUGCCUGGUCAAGAGUUCAAGUCCGUGGCAGAUGACGGCGGCCUUAUCGAGAUACAAGUCUUCCGAGCCAAGGAACGACGUGUUCGUGCGCCAAAGUUGGAGGAAUUCAAGUUUCAGGAGAAUUACGGUAUCGCGUUGGUGUUUUCGCUACUGGAUUUCAUAGCACACAGAGAAGAGCCAUAUGAGGGCGACGAACGGGAAGAAGAAACAGAGUUUUACUUCCUCAAGAGCCCGCCCGAGCGCUUCCCAGCGGUGCCGUCCAAUUCUGGAAGAGUUCCUCAGCCAAGCAAGGCGCUCCGCGAUGCGUCUCUCGAGUCGUAUCUGGAACGCCCUCUACCGGAACUCCCCGUAGGCGCGCACGGCAAGCGUUCAAGACGAUCUUCUGCGACAUCAGUCAUGUCAGCCACUCUGUCGAUAACCCCGUCGCUCCAGAAAUACGCCGAAGAGGGGUCUCUCAACCUGGAGGAGAUUGAAGUCGGCGUCGCUCAACUUGUUCAGCUUCCACCCUCGGAGUCGACUUUCAGUUUUGUUCCGGACGGCGAGCCCAAUCCAGCCGACUCUUUGGUCUCAGACUACGAGGCGUCCCUAAAGUCUCCAAGCGACUUCUCCUCGGAAGAGAAGCUCUCCCCCGGUCGCUAUUUGCCCACAACCGGGUGUGGACUCGAACGCGGCAUUUCCCUCUUCACAUCGCCCAAGCGGGCAAUGUUCUCUGCGGGGGCGAGAUCUAGGCAGUCUCUGCCGAGCGAUAUGUAUUCUUACCGCGAGCUCCCACACCUCGAGACCACAACAUCGAGUGAGUCGGAGUGGGCGGCUGCGAAUCCAUCGCCGGGCCGGACAAGCCUUGCUGAGAAUUUCGCCCCUCGCGAGUCUAGCCCCCAGACCAAUAAGAAGACUGGUCGGUCGCUGCUCGCGGGGCUUCGUAAGAAGAAAAUCAGCGGGUCGCCGGGUAAGCUGGCAGCUAUGGUUUUCGGUCGUGAGGGGCCGAAACCAAAGGAUGGCGGUGACGUUGGUCAGAGGGCUGGGAGUGGCCAGCUCUAA
Chaetomium globosum CBS 148.51 is the source of this 1401-nucleotide messenger RNA. RefSeq lists its product as uncharacterized. Lineage: Eukaryota; Fungi; Ascomycota; Sordariomycetes; Sordariales; Chaetomiaceae. The record is from RefSeq and is a predicted model, not a curated record. The transcript is spliced from 3 exons. Bases 1 to 1401 code for a protein of 466 amino acids.